Lytechinus pictus (painted urchin) is the source of this 9037-nucleotide messenger RNA. RefSeq lists its product as uncharacterized. Gene Ontology annotation, cellular component: nucleus; transcription regulator complex. The coding region runs from base 342 to 6563 and encodes 2073 amino acids. Gene Ontology annotation, molecular function: protein binding; transcription coregulator activity. Gene Ontology annotation, biological process: regulation of DNA-templated transcription. NCBI's taxonomy places the organism in Eukaryota, Metazoa, Echinodermata, Echinoidea, Temnopleuroida, Toxopneustidae. The record is from RefSeq and is a predicted model, not a curated record. The transcript has 16 exons.
ACACAAAGAAGAGAAUGCUACAUUGACAGUCAAUGAACAUGUUUAUGGGAAUAAUUUACACAUUUGUCGUUCGGGCAGCGUUGGAGGGUCGUUCCUACAGACAACGUUGAAACAAAAAGGCAUUUGGCCUACCGCCUACUUACGUUGGGACAAUAGUAACGAAACAACGUCUGAGUUAAUAGAUUAAUUGCCAGACGGCAUUGGAUUGUUGUUGCCAGACAUGCAAAGACCCUCGAUGUAUACAUCUAAGCUGCAACGUUGAGGAAAUGUUGUGUGAAUCAUAUCACAUCGUUGUGACACCAGGAUCAUAGGCCCACUCAUGGGCACGACUUCCUGUGAGGAUGCCAAGAAACACUGACAACGGUAGCAGCGGCACCGGAACAGUGACUCCUUCAUCAACAGCCCUCAUUGAUGGUGAUGCAAGAAAACGGCUUCACUUGACAGUUCCUUGUUCCGUAACCUUGGACAAGCUGAGGGAAUCUUCAAAUAAAUUUGUCUUGAAGCAUGGCAGUGGGUACUAUACAAUAACAAAAGGAGACUCGUUGAGAUACAGGAUUGAAGGAAUCAAAGUCUUGAGAACGAGAAAUCGAUCGAUGCCAACUUCAACUAAAAAAGGUGGGAACAAAAUGAAUCGGCCAGACCCCAGGGGUGAGGGGUAUCGCCGCUUUCCUCCAUCUAGGGAAUCUAGUUUCCUAAAUGCUACGCAGGGAGACUACGAGGGUCGAUUUGAUGGGAGAUAUUCAGGUCCCUAUCAAAGCAGAGGGCGAGAUAAUCGCUACGAGCAAAGAAGGCAUUGGCCACCACGUGGUAAUUAUGGAAAACGGGGGAGCAGAGACUCUUACAGUAGAGAAUUCAACAAUUCUAGUGGUCAGUUUGGGAGAAGGGCUUCCUCUUACCCUGACGAAGCUAUUGGUGAACAUAGCAGAUUUGAGAGAUUUCCUCAAGGAGACCGGGAUGGAGCCAUGAGGUUCCAAGACCGUCAAGGGAGGUACCCGAGUCAGAAGAGGAGGCACCAGAGUGGCUCCAGUUUAGAAGACGUUCCGAAACCAUUAGCAUCAACAUACAAGAAGGCUAACAAAGCUGAGCUGAGCAAUCACGCAGUAUUACAGAAAACACCUGUCAAUGAGGACUCAAAACAAUUGAGUAAAGAAUCCAAGCUUUCCAAAGACAAUGCGUUAGAUAAUGAACGGACUACACAAAACCAUAAUUUAAAUAACGACAAAGCAAAUCCAUGUGGAGCCUCACCGGGUCUUUCAAAUUCUGGUGCAAACAAAGCAUCUCAAGCAAUUCUUAAUGAAACAGCUAAGCCCAAUACUGAAAAACAGAAAAGGAAAGCAGUGUUAACAAUGUCUCAGCAAAUAGAAUCUCUCAGAAGUAAACCUCCCAAAACUAAUGUAGAUCAAACUAAGGAAAGGUCUGCCAAAAAGCCUGAAGGAGUUAGCGUACCUAUCUCAAGAACUGGUAAUGGGGAUAAUGCCAAAGGGAGUCCCCAUCGAACUGAAAUUUCUGUACCAAAUCAUAUAGAUGGAGAAAACUCUUCAGCAAAAGAAACAGAGGGCAGCAGUUCAAGAGAAUCAGAAAAUGCAGGUGCAAGUCCAAGAAGAUUACAUAGUGCUAGGAAAAGUGCUCCAACAUCAGGUGUUAGUAGAACUCAGAAAAGUGACAUGCUGAAGAAGCAAGCUCUUCUAAAGCAGUCACAAAUUGCUUCAAGCCCACCACCUGACAAUGCCUCAAGUACACUCUCUGCAAGGAUGGGUGUGAAAGAGAGAAAACCUUAUCAGAAAGACUCUGCUGAAAGUAGUCCUGUCAGUGUUUCAGAAGAAAAGGAUCCAUCCAAGUCUUUGAAUGACCUUUCAAGAACAUUAUCGGAAGAAGCACCAAUAAGCCUAACGGAAGAGGCGUUGACACCACCUCCAAGCGAGGACCUUGUAGUUCUCUCUGACACAGAGGGCAGUGUAAUGGAAACUAGAUUGCAAGACAAAGAAGUCGUGUCUGAGGAAAGAGAACUAGGAAAAAGUAAGGAGCCAGAAAACAAAGUUGAAGAUCAGAAAGCAGUAUCAGAUGAUGCACCAGCUACCUCCAUCACCAGGGAUUUUGUGAAGUCUGGUGAUCCUGAAAUGUCCUCUGCAGUUGGAAAGAUGGUGUUGAAGAUUAAAGAAAACUUGAAGAAGAAGCUGUCAAAGGGCAAUAUUUCCCCUCGGACUUCAUCUUCCAGCAGUAGCAGGGUAGGAUCAAGACCAAGUUCCAGCUGUUCUAUUGAGAGUCUAAUGGAUGUUUCUGAAAAAACUGAUACUCUUGAUACUGACAUUCCAGAGGAUCACCUGAAAGAAAAGAAUGAAAUAUCUGCUGAAAAUUCUUCUUUACCAGACCAAAACAAUGAAUGUGAAAUGUCUUCAGAAAUCCCUGAUAAUGAACACAAAGUUAAUGGAAAGGAAGUUUCUGAAGACACUUUAUCAAACGAGAACACAUGUACAGGAGACGACAAAAUUACAAACUGUGAUGCUAUGGACAUAGUAGGUGCUGAUGAACAAGCUUCACAUCCAGAUGGUGUCCAAAGUCUGGACGGUGAGACCCAGCCAUUCCAGGUUUCAAUUGAACCUUCAGCUGAUCAAAUAGACCAUAUAUGCAAGGUAGUGCUGGAUGACUCUUCAAAGAUUUCUUCUGCAACUGAGAAAUCUGAUAUAGUGAAUAGUCAACAUAUAGAUGAUGAAAUUGUCAAAACAGCUACAUGUAAUUCCCUUCCUGAACAAUCUGAAGAAGCGUCGCUUAUAAAAGAUGACGCAGUCUUGCCAAAGGCUGCUGAAAAUAUUGAAGAAAUUAGUGAUGGUAGUGUUGACUUAGGACCUCAUGAACCUGGUGAUAUGGAUGCUAUUGAUGAUGACCUUCUCUUGGAGGAUGAUCCUGUUAUGUCUGAGGGGUAUAACCCAGAACCAGACAAGAUGGACACCUCAGAACUUUCCGAAGCACAGGACUGUGAGGUCACUGAACUUGCCAUAACCAAGGUGGAGUCCCAGAGUGAAGAUGUGCUUCAGGCAAGAUGGGAUCAGCCUACCACGUCAAAGCGGACCUUAACGGGAGAUGUUGAGGAUGUCGAAGGUGAACCUGUCUGUAAGAAGAGUCGCACAGAAAAUGAAAAUGUCAUUGAAGGUAUCGAAUGUCCAACUGAGUCUGAAGAAGUUGCCGACCUCGAAGCAAGUAAAAAACCUGUCAUUUUCUCACACAGUGAGUGGAAAGAUUUUGCUCAGUCUAUCAAGGAAAAGUAUGAGAGAUUGGUCCAGACCUUUAAUCAAAAGACGAACGUCAUGUACGAAGCUCAGGCCCACUGGCAGCAGGAGUCCAACUCCUGGAAGGACAGGUAUGAUAAGCUUGAACGGAAAUACGAAGAUCUUCUCAUCCAAGUCAAGGAGAGGUCAGUGGUUGAGAAACAGGAUGUUGAGGUACAGACCACCUUUACACAUAAAACAAAGCUUUCAAGGAGGAAGAAAGAGGGAUCCCAACAGGGAACUCCUAAGUCGUCGCAGGAGAAACCUGUAGAAGAAGGAGAAGCAAUGGAAACUGAACAGGGUACUACAAGCUCUUCCGAAGUCCCUGCUCUGUCGGGGACACCACCACCUACCUCAGACUUUGAACCUUCUGCUGCAUCAUCAUCUUCAAAGUCUAACAGCUCCCCGGACAUCCCAGGUAGCAGUAAAUCUACCCACCUUGAAUCCAAGAGAGAGGUCUUCAGGGCCACCCUCAAUAAGGUCAUGCAGAAUAAGAAGAAUUUGUCUGGAGCAAGUGAAGCUGGUACUUCAUCAGACGCUCCCUCAGGAAAAGCUUCUCAGGACACAGCGUCACUGUCAAAAGCAGAUGCUCAUGUAGAGUCCACAGAAAAACCUGGUGGUAUUACUGAUGGUGCUGCAGCCUUAGAGACAGACCAAUCGAGUGAAGAAUCCCCUAUGGACACCUCACAAGCUGGUAGUAACACAACUGAUCCUUCUCCUACUGCUGAUGCUGCAUCUACUCAAUCAAUGCAAACAAAGGGACCAAAUGUUGCAAUCAAUGCCUCAGGAACUGCCACUGCUGCAUCUCACCCACAAGAGACUAUUUCAUCUGCACCAACACCUUCUAACAUAGAAACCUCUAAAGGGUCUUCAGAUUCUGAAGCAGUUUCUUCACAAGACAUUCCAUCACCAUCCAAAUCCCUUUCCAGCACUUCUGGUACCGGUCCUGCUGAAUCACCUUCUAAGGCACCAUCAGAAUCACCUGAGAAGGCCAUUGUUCCUUCAGGCACAGACUCUUCUAAGCUUCCUGGAUCACCCAAGCACUCCACUGACACUGCUUCCACAAAGGUGCCUGAAGCAUCUAACGACACUUCAAAGAAAUCUAAUAGCACUGAGAAAAAGAAAGACCCUUCGGCUGGCAAGCCAACCAAAUCUGCUCCGGCGCAAGAUGAGCCAGAAGUAAUAGACCUUACUGAUGACCCUGAACUACCUGCUGAGAAGUCAUCAAAACCAUGUGGACCUAGUCCGCACAAGCAAGAUUCACUGCCUAUUAGCAAAUUCACAUCACUUACCACUAAAUCGCCUCAUACACUUGUCAACUCACCUUCAGUUUCCUCACCAAAUGCAUUAGAAAGAGCACCAAGUGUCUUUGUCGUCAGCAGCAGUAUUACAACACCGACAACUUCAGGAACAGUAUCAAGUGCAAGACAAGUUGCAAACAUAGGGCAAAAUCUUGUUUCACAAAAUGCUAUCCAGAGAACUAGCCAACGAGUAGCUGCUGUACAGCCUGUAUCUAUUGCUUCACGGACUGGUUCCAUGUCAGGGUCUGUAUCAUCUCCGAAAAGAAUUUCCCCAGGAGUUCCACAGAGCAUCUCUCCGCAUAAACAAUCUUCAUCUUCAGCUAACAUUCAGCUCAGGAACGUGAAUCCUCCAUUGGUGACAACCCAGGGUUCCAAUCUACGCUCUCAGGUGGUGAGCCUCCAGCAUGGUCCCAGGCAACAGGUCCCUCCUGCUAGCCGAGGACAACCUCAAACUUCUCAGGUAUCCACACAGCAACGACAAAUGUCGUCAAGCCAGCAGUCUGUUACAGCUACCAUAGCAGGUCUACAACCGGUGAUGACGACAAUGCAAAACCAAGCCAGAAUGCAGGGGCAGGUGGCAAUGGCACAAAGGCUUCAGCAGGAACAGCAGCAGAUAUCUCUGAACAUGCUGCAGCAGGGUCGACAAGGUGUCCAUCAGCUUCCAGGAGCUGCUGCUUCAGCUGCAGCUCUUGCUACAAGACAACCAGGCCAGGCUUGGCUGCAGCAAGUUAGACCUGGUCAGGUCACUUCUACACAACAGCAAAGUUUGCAAGUUUGUCAGCAAAUCCAACUUCCGACUGGUCAGAUACAGUUGCAGAUGGUGAGACCUGUAGGUGCGGGUGCACCUCAAACCCUCCCCACAUCAACCCUAGCGUCUGGCUCUCAGCUAGCUAUCCAGCAGCAACAGCACUACCAGAAUGUAGCCAGAAGUCAAGCCAGCAACCAGGAGCAGAUCCAAGCCCAGGAGAGAACCCAUGCUGCCAACCGUGCCCAAGCUGCGGCAAAGGCUGCCCGGGAGCAACGGGAACAGGAGCAGCAUCAGCAAGCCAGAAUUGCGGCUCAGAGGCUUCAGUCAAGUCAGCAGGAUCAGCAGCAGGUACAAAGGGCUCAAAUGAAGAAACUGCAGGAAGAGCAAAGUGCUGUGAAGACUCAGCAGCAGCAACAUCAGAAUAAGAUGCGACUCAUUUUGUCUCAGAUUCAGAGAAGUGAGGAAUACCAGCAAUCUCUCAGAACCAAAUUGUCAGCAACUCAUUCAGGAAUGAAUCGCCAGGUAUAUCGGAACUGUCAAAGACAACUACAAGAUAUGCAGCAACAAGAAGGGAAGCUGCGUAGUGAGUUGGGAAUUGUGGAGAAAGCCCUUGCAGAAUGUAGGAAUAAGAGCAAUAAGCUGGAGCAACAGCUGCGUAUGACAACCAUAACUGCCUCUGCUUCAAGAUUAUCCCCUCAAGAACUUCAGCAGCAUCAACUGCAGCAACAGCAGCAGCAGUUAAAUCAGCAACUGGCGCAGCGUCAAAUACAACAACAAAGGAAUCCACAGCAACCGCAGCAGCAGCAGCAGCAGCAGCAAGGCCAGUUACAAGUGCAGCAGAAACAGGAUAUGACAAAAUCACAGAAACAUCCUGCACCAUUGCCCGACAUGAAGACUACAUUGGACCUCCCUCGUACAAUUCUCUUUACCCCUCUGCCAAUCAGACCUCUCCUAGAGAUCAAGCACUCCCAAGAGGGUAUUGUCCUCUCCUGGAAGGCAGACCCUGCAGGAGGUGCAUCCAAAGUUGAAGUCAUGCGUUACCUACUCUAUGCCUACCAGGAAUCUGAAUCCGCCACUCCUAGCACAGACCUUUGGAAGAAGAUAGGUGCCGUAGAUGCACUUCCGUUACCCAUGGCAUGCACACUCACCCAUUUCAAAGCUGGCAGUAUGUAUCACUUUGCUGUAUGUGCCAUCAGUAAGCACAAGAGACCUGGGGCAUUUAGUAACAUUGGCAGUAUCAACCUCCCUUGAGCUGCUUGAUUUUUCCUUCUGGCCCAAUCGCUUCCAAACACUGCAUCAUCUACUGUCAGUUUUCUGAGUGACAAGCAUUUCUUUAUCUGUAAAUUAUGUUGUCAUCAUUACAAUAUAUUCAUGAAUUUCUGUAUUUAUAAAUAAUGUCUGAAGUGACAAUUUCUUGUUUUCUAUGUAUACAUAUAUAUGUGCAUUCUGUUUCCUUUUAGUUUGAUUUUUAAUAUCUUUUCAUUGUUUUUAUUUUGUAUUUUGUUUUUAAUUUCUUCACAUGCCUUCAAUUUUUCACCAGAAUUUGUUUUGUUGUUUAACCAAUGUCAAUCUUUCUAGAUGAUGUCCAGCAUGUGCACACCCCAUAUAUUAAUAGCAUGCUUCUAUGAAUAAGAUUUUACUUAAAAAUUCAAUAAAUCUCUUGUAUUUUUUUUUAGCUUUCCAGUACUUGUUAUUCAUUCAGAUUCCUUUUUAAAUGCAGAGCUACAUUUAAAGACAUUUGCAGCUUUUCACACAACAUGAAUGAAAAACCUUUCAAUUUUUAUUUAAAUGUACUUCUUGUACUUGACAAAAUGUCCACUGUUUGAUCUACUGAUUGAACACCCUUUACUGUGAUGUAUCUGUGUAUAUUAGUAAUGUAAAUUAAAAUAAAUGAUUCCAUAAUUGUAGUUUCUCUGCUCUGUGAAUCAAGAUGCUCUUUGUGGUAUUGUUGAUAGUCAGUUCUCAUCUAAUUCUUUGUACUGGUGUCAAAUCAGUAGAUGCUUGGCUCUGAAAUGACAUUGGAAACUGUUGCAUUCUAUUCAAAUAUGGUCAGCUUCAGUUUAGUCUCUCUUUGAUAGUGUCCAGUGGGAUCAAAUUAAUAGAGGAGGUAGUGGUUGCUGGAUCACAGAACACAGGAAGGGCAGGCUACAAUAGCUUGCCUUUCCUCCAAUCAGUUGCUUGAUGGGAUUGUCCUGGUACCUCUAAUUCUUCUUGAUAGGUUGGAGUUAAACUCAGUGGCCCGUAUUCUGAAGUCAGGUUUAACUUAAACUCAGGUUUAAAGUUGUAGUUUAAUUAUGGGAAGCCAAAAGUAUCAAAAUCUUUAUUAAGUUGUAUGUUUCUUGUGUUUACUGUGCUCUUUCCUGAUUCAUCGAUGGUGAAGACAAUCAUCUAUUUAUACUUCCUAGACAAUCAUGAAUGAUUUGAGAGCCAAGUGAGCUGAAGUAUGAUAUCUCUACUGUUCGUGAUUUGUGUAACAAUUGGCUAUCCAUACUUAAACCACAACUUUAAACCUGAGUUUAAGUUAAACCUGCUAUCAGAAUACGGGCCAGUGACUUGGAGGAAACCUGACAUAAAUUGGUCAAUCAGCAAUGGCAUACUUCUACAAUCCUCUGUGUGCUCAAUGUUCUCUGGAGUGCUUAGUGUUCUCUGGAGUGCCAGUAAAGCUGGUUACCUUUUGUAGAGGCUCUGGAAUACUCACAAGCUUACAUUCCCUUCCAUUUCUUUGUGUCCUCAAAGACUGUUCCAGUGCUACUGAUGCUAGGCACCUCAUUUAGAGGCUCUUGAACACUCCUGGCUAACAUUCAUUGUCUAAGAGUGUUCCAGUGCUGCUGAUGUGAGACACUUUAUUUAGCGGCACAGCCGGCACUCGAACACUGCAACCUAACAACAGAUAUGACGAGCAAGCUAUUGUGGGUUAAGAGUGGUAUGCCCCUCCUAUUCUUUUUGAGCAAAUAGUGUUCCAAUGCUACUGCUUAAUAACUUGGAGACUUGACAAUAAGACAAACUGUACAUCCCUUUAACAGAGAUGUAAGAAGUGCUUGCAUAUAUUUUGUAUUGGUAGUUAAUAUGCAUAAUAUGAAAAUUAAGCAGUGGGCAGCUCACCAUUUUUGACCAAGCCUUUCAGAGUCAAAGUCUACACUGGCCAAAGAGGAGAAAAUUGUUGAUUAUCGUGACAACCCUUUGUAUGUAUUACCUAACAUCACACCAUCAUUUCCCAGCAUGUGGACCAUGAUGAUAUUCAUUCAUGUUGACCUGAUUAUCUCUUCCUUUUAUGUAGAUAUGUAUGCUUGAUUUGUGAAAUUAACAUUCUCUUAAUUUGUAGGUUUUUACUGUUACUCGAAGCCUAUAUAUGUGAUGAUUUGUUAGUUAGUUUGUACAUAACUCGUUCCAGCACAAAGCCAAUGUAGAAAUGAGAGAUGAACAUGAAUUGUGAAAUAAAAUGAAAUUUGUGCCAGGUAAUUAGAGGAGAAAUUGGUAAUGUAUAUACUGUAAGUACCUAUGUUGUGUAUGCAUGCAAGUGGAUAUACAUGUUUGUUGUUAUUCAAUUGUUAUAAAUCUGUUUUUUUAAUGAUUAUUUUAAGACAUUUUGGGCCAGUUCAAGUUAAUGCAUAAAUUUCAUUUUGGCUGAAUCUUACUCUGUAUUCUUAUAAUGAAUUAGUGUCUUUUUUAUUUCUUAUUUAGUAAAAUACUUGCAAAUUUACAAUUUAGUUUGAAUACAAGAUUUA